UUUCCCUUUUUCUUUCCUUAAAUUCAUAACUCUUCCCCCACAAAACCAACCCUCUUCUCUCCAAUAUUCUCUAGCAACGUCAAUGAAAUGAAACUGGACACAGAAACAGAGUGGUGCCUUCCAAAUAAUGUCGUAGACAUUACUUGCAUGGAUAAUCAAUCAACCGUGGUGGCAGAGAAAGUGAACAAAACGGUGCGUUUAAUAGGUUUCCUGAUACAAAACGGUGUCUCUAAGAGCAACAGAGUUAUGCAUGACAUGCAUGAGAUGAUGAAGAGAGGAAAAAACAUAGGAAAAGCACUCAACACUGUGAUGGUGAAGCACCACGAAGCACUCUCGUGCCGUCCACGUGAUGCUGACAUGUACUUCGUGUCACCAUUGGAGUAUCAGUUCAGCUGUAGCGGCAGUCCACCUCGUCUCUCUCGCGGUGCCAGCAGCAGGAGGAAGCUUUUAUCUCCGGCAAAGGAGGAUAGUCGCCGGGGUAUGAAGGUGUGUGGUGAAACCGGCAUUGAAAGGAGGCGCGUGAAGGUGACGACGGUGUCGAGGGAGACGGAAAAGGAGAAAGAGUUUCAUGUUGAUCAAGCGGCGGAGGAGUUUAUUGAUAGGUUUUACAGAGAGCUGAGGUUGCAGAAAUGGUUGGACCAUCAUCAUCAUCAUCAUCAUCGUCGUCAGUAUUAAAGGUGACCGUGUCAUGUGUGUUGUGUUUGACUAACGUAACACAUCAUGUGCAUGUGGCAGGUGAAUCAUAUUGAAGAUUAAAACUAACAACUCUGGUUCUGCGGCUAUGUCUGAGUUUCUGUACGAUGUAUAUGUUAAUGGCAAUGUUAAUUUUAUAUGUAGUUGUAGCCUUGUAGGUGUACGUUAUUAUUGAUCCCUGCAGUGUAUUUUCGUACUAUAAAUAGUACUGUUAUCAACAUCGACAACUACUUUUUCUA
Messenger RNA from Lathyrus oleraceus (garden pea), 932 nucleotides. RefSeq lists its product as uncharacterized. Bases 88 to 675 code for a protein of 195 amino acids. The transcript is spliced from 2 exons. The record is from RefSeq and is a predicted model, not a curated record. NCBI's taxonomy places the organism in Eukaryota, Viridiplantae, Streptophyta, Magnoliopsida, Fabales, Fabaceae.